AAACCAUUUCUUCACUCUACCCUUCAACUACUUCCAUCAACAGCGCUGUGUUUCACUUUUGAGCAUUCCUUCACUCACAUUCAAGAAAUGGCAGAAUGACUUCUCUUAGGCACUGUUGAUCGAAUCAUUGAGAGUUUGGGCUCACCGGCUGUCAAAGAGAUCGGACUGCUCUGGGGUGUCGAAGAUGAGCUUCUAAGGCUGAUGAACACCGUUUCAACAAUCAAAGCUGUGCUUCUGGAUGCUGAGCAUAAACAGGCUAACAACCCUAUACUUAGAAUUUGGCUCGAAACGCUAGAUGAUUCCUUUUAUGAUGCGGAUGACUUGCUGGAUGCUAUUUCCACGGAUGCUCUACAAAGGGAAAUAUUGACCCGUGAUAAGAAGGCAAAAAAGGUACGCAUUUUCUUUUCCAAAUCAAACCAACUUAUCUCUCGUUUUAAAGUGGCCCAUAAGAUUAAGGCCAAGAUUAAGGCCAUCAGAAAGAGGUUAGAUGAAAUCUACUACGAAGGGCAGAGGUUCAACUUGGAUGUACGCAAGGAUGAAGAGACACGAGUCAGUAACAGUUGGAGGGAUAGUGACGUUAUUUCGUUUGUACAUCCGACAACAGUUAUUGGUCGAGAGGAUGAUAAGAAGGCUGUUAUAGACCUUCUGAUGAACUCCAACGUUGAAGACAAUGUUUUAAUCCUUCCAAUUGUUGGCAUCGGUGUAUUGGGAAAGACUAUACUCGCUAAAUUCGUAUACAAUGAUCACCAAAUCGUUGAACAUUUUGAGCUCAGAAUGUGGGUGUAUGUCUCUUAUUCCUUCCAUGUUACAAAUAUUGUUAAAGUAAUCUUAGAAUCUGCCACAUACACGAUACAACCGGCUGUUGAAAUGAAUACACUGGUAGGUCAACUUAAGGAAAUAAUCGGUGGAAAGAAAUACUUCCUCGUGUUGGAUGAUGUGUGGAAUGAGGAUCAUGAAAAAUGGUCUGAAUUGAAAGAAGUGCUGAUGGGUGGUGCAAGGGGCAGUAGAAUAUUAGUGACAACCCGCAGUGAAAUCGUUGCAAGGACCAUCCGCCAGGAAAGCGUUGCAGGGAUUAUUGGGACUGUUAAAUCAUAUUCCUUGAAAGGUUUAGAUGAAGAUGCGUCAUGGUAUUUAUUUAAGCAAAGGGCAUUUAAGAUAGGACAAGAGCCGGAGAAUUCAAUCAUUGUCAGACUUGGGAAGGAGAUCGUACAAAAGUGUUUAAGUGUCCCUCUGGUCAUAAGUACAAUUGCAGGUUUACUGUACUCCAUAAAUUCAGAAAAAGAGUUGUUGUUUGUGAAGAAAAAUGGACUCUCAAGAAUAUCUCAGAAUAAAAAUGACAUCUUACCAACUUUGAAGCUAAGUUAUGAUCAUCUCCCUUCACAUUUAAAGCACUGCUUUACUUAUUGUAGUUUGUUUCUGAAGGAUUACAUGAUUGAUAAAUCAACAUUGAUUAAGCUUUGGAUAGCACAAGGGUUUGUCAAGCUAUCGGAUCAAAACCGAUGCUUGGAAGAUGUUUGUGAUGAGUAUUUUAUGGAUUUACUAUGGAGAUCAUUCUUUCAAGAACCUGUAAUGGAUGAGUUUGGUAACAUAAUUGGAUGCAGAAUACAUAGCCUCAUGCAUGAUCUUGCCAUAACAGUGGCAGGAUCGUCGUUCAUCACCACAAUAGAUGAUAAUUAUAGAAUCAUUGAUGCAAAAACUCGUCAUGUAUCAUUUGGUUGUGAUAGAAAUAUUUCAUCUAUGCUCCCAACUUUAUUGGAUAAAGCAAGUAGGGUUCGGACAUUUUUUCAACUCGAUGGUGAUUGCAUUGGGGCAGAGAUUGAUUAUGGCACAAUUUUUUCAAGUUUCAAUUCCCUGCACGUGUUGGUUCUGCAUACAAGCGAUGUUGAGUCUGUGCCAAUCUCUAUUGGGAAGUUGAAGCGUUUAACCUAUCUUGAUCUUUCUAGACACUACAAUAUCAAUAAGCUGCCUGAUUCUAUAACUAUGUUACCAAAUUUGCAAACAUUAAGACUCUCCAACUGUGGGUCGCUCAAAGAAUUGCCGAGAGACAUUAAAAAACUGAUCAAUCUCAGGAAUCUUGAGAUCGAUGAAUGUUAUGGUUUGACUUAUAUGCCACGUGGAUUGGGGCAACUGACUAAUCUUCAGAACUUAUCAAGAUUUGUGGUCAACUCCAGCCAGAGUGAUAGCGGUGGGUUAGAUGAACUAAGGAGACUAAAUAACCUGAGAGGAAAGUUAGUGAUUGAAAAUCUGGAACAUAAUGGGAAAAGUGUUGCGGUAGAAUAUGAGGCUGCAAAUCUAAAGGAGAAACAUCGUCUUGAUGCUUUGCAUUUAUGGUGGAGUAGUCAAGGAGAUGUCAUUGAUUCGGGCGUUGCUAAUGUUGAAGCGGAAGGCUUGCGACCACACACAAAUCUGAAAUAUCUUCGUUUAGGGAAGUAUCGGGGUUCAAGGCUUCCGAGUUGGUUUUUGUCACUCGAAAGUCUUGUUAGAUUUGAAUUAUAUUGGUGUAAGGAAUGCCAAUAUUUGCCACCAUUGAGUCAACUGCCUUCUCUCAAGUAUCUUCUUCUUAUAGGUUUGGAUGCUAUGGAGUACAUAUCAGAUGGUGGUGCUAGCGAUGAGAAAAUACCGUUUCUCCCAUUCCUAAAAGAAAUCAGUCUCUCAGGUUGCCGUAAUCUCAAGGGGUGGUGGAAAAUGGAUUCUUCUAUGGAGGUCAAUAGUGAUAGUCAUAAUUCUGCUGAAAUAACGGAGCAUCGUUUACUCCUUUCAUUUCCUCAUCUUUCAACAUUAUCCAUCUCAUUUUGCCCCAAGUUGACUUCCAUGCCAAUGUUUCCACAUGUUGAAGAAAAGUUGAUCCUGUCCAAUGCUAGCUCGAAGCCACUGCAACAGACUAUGAUGAUGAAUAUGGCAGCACUGCAAAGCCCAACGUCAACAGCAACAACCUCCUCUUCAUCCAUUCCUCUCUCGAAAUUGAAGUAUAUGGAACUGAAUUCCAUUGCAGAUCUAGAAGCUCUGCCAGAGGAGUGGUUGCAGAACCUCACUUCUCUCGAGUUUUUGAAGAUAGGAAGCUGCAGUAGAUUAAAGUCUCUCCCCUCGGAGCGUCAACAUGCUACCACUCUACAAAAGAUCGAGAUUUCAGAUUGUGUAAGCUUGACGGCUAUACCAGAGUGGAUCCGUAACUGCAACACUUAAGGGAUGCGUAGGCCAACGUCUUUGCAGAGGCUAAUAAUUGUGGAUUGUCCCAUCUUAUUGCAAAGAUGGAAAAGAGACGGGUGAGGAUGGCCCAAGAUUGUUCACAUUCCAAAGUUAGACUUACCGUAGCUGCCUCAAUAGAGAGAAAAUUCAAGCACCCAUGCAUGUUCGACUGAUUCAGAUGUAGAAGCGGCACAACCAGUUGACGGCACAAAGAAACAGAGGACAGAGAUUCAGAUCAUUUUCAAAAUCUGGGGCACUGCAUACGUGAUUGUUCACAUAUUAGGAAGUGAAAAUUGCCACUUGAUGAAACUUGAGCAAAUAUUGUCUUGGAAAUCCAAUCUGGCAACAGCACUGCAGGAACUACCUUUCCGCACAGCUGAAAAGCUCUGUAGAGCCUUCUUGCUUGGAACUUCUCAUCCACUUUCACCCACUUACAACCCAGUGAGUAAGUCAAAGCAUUAAAGGGAACAUUUUCCACCUAAAUUUGCUUAGCCAAGUGAUGACACACAGAAUAUCAUCUUCAGAAAAGAUAUUGACAGGUUGAUGUUAACUCUUAUAGCAGGCUUCCUAUAUUCCAGGUGGUUUCUUUUUGGCUAUGUUGGAGCUCCUAACAGCACAAUCUAUUUUUCAUCUACUGAUAUAGUUGUAAAAACAGCAGACCCAGUUGAAGCAUAGAAGAAACAUUGGAUGGACAUUCUAAGCUUACUCAAAAUCCAGGGCAAUUUGGAGUUGAUGAGAUGAUGUACCUGGGCGUUUCAUUUUCCAUUGUGUAAGCGGAGAAAAAACUGGCUCUUAGCGAUGUCGGAUUAAGUAUUGAAGGGAGAGUCAAUUCUGGUUGUAAUAACUAACUUGUUGCAUAGGUAUUCAUUUUGUUCAAUUCUCUGUUACACUGACACAUAAGCUUCCCACAUGUCAUUUUUGUCUUCAAAUAGUCAAUUAAAAGAUCUGGCACUUGAAUGAUUCCAUUCUAAAUAUCAAAAUUCCUAAUUUAUUUAAUUAGUUUAGUUUGAAAUAAAAACACAAUGAGAUAUUAUAUUUGUUCACCCUUUAGAUUUAGAUGUGCACGAUUUUAGGGGUGCAUUUCACUCUAUGCUGCAGGUUGGCUGGACUUGUCGUCAUUACUUACCAAAAAAAUUAAUUUAAAUAAUAAUUUCAAUUAAAUGGAAUUUAUGCCAAAAAUUUAUAGUAGGAUUAUAUUUCUUCUAACUUCUAUAUCAGUUGUUAUAGGCUUGGUUGCAGCUUAGUGACCAUAAGUUGAUGUUCAAGAGUUUCCUAUUUUUCAGGUGGUUUAUUUUUGGCCUUUGAGAAGCUCUUGCAUCCCAAUAUGUUAUAUAUUUUCAGAUACAAGUGAUUGAUUUUCACUUUAGCAGAUGUUCCAUUGUACUGAUUACUGUGUACAAUAACGCUAGAGAUCACUGACUAUUGUUACUAGCAAUAGCAAUAUAGACAACGUAUUAAUGAAAGCCUUUCUUUGGUGAAGCUAUUCUUUCUAUAGAUAUUAGCAACAAUAAAUGAUGCCUUUACUGCUCUACAUAUUUUAAGAAUAUGAAAUUUGUGGUUUACACUUCUCCCAGUGGAUAUUACUUCUAGGGACAAUGAUGUUAUUUCCUUUUCAUAUAUUUAAUGGUAAUUUUAUUCCUUUCGAGGUAAUAUGGAAGUUGUUUCCACAAUUUUGUAUAGUUGAUUAGCUAUAGGAUUACAACAUUGUAGUUAUUGCCGUUUGAAGAGAGAUUUGCAUUGUGUUUUGAGGAUAAAAGGAUAAAUAAAAAAGAGCAAGUGGUUUUUGGCAGGGAAGUUUGGAUAAACACUAUAGCCUAGAGAUUUAGUUUAGACACGUAUCAUUUCAAAGUUGUUAUUCAAUAUUCACUUUAUGCUAUACUUUAUGCAAAGAAAAUUUAAGAAUUGAAAUUUUAAAUUUUAACCAUCUUUAAACUUGAUUGAAGAAAGCAGAAAUCCUUGAACUUUCACUUGAAAUAUGUACAUUUUCUAUAAACUAAAACAAGAAGAAACAUAAGCUUGGGAAGUUUGUUUAUAAUUUUCUUUUCUCAGCUAUGAAAAGCAUGAUAUAUUGGUGGGAGUGGGUCAAGACUGGCAUAAGACUACUAGAAUCCCAUCACUAGAGUUGGUUUGAAAAGGACUCAACACUCUAUUGUUUAUACAGCUCAAUACAUUUCAUUAAUUGGAUUAAAAAGGACUCAACACUCCAUUGUUACAUACAUGACAUCUUUUCGUAACUCUUUGUAAUCAAAUACCAACCUAGUUCUCUUUAGAUUAUUCUCUUUCAUUUCAGGUAUUGUUAGCUUCUCAACUCUUUUGAUUCUUUAUGUGGAAGCUAGAUGGGAAUCAAUUGCUGGAACAUACAAGAGUAUGUCUUUCGUCAAAGAAAGUUGGUUCUACAAUUAUCCAGCAACUACCAAACAUUUGUGGAAAUAUGUGAUUACUCAAUUUUAAAUAUGUGAGGUGGCUCUACUUAUCAAAAAUAUGUGAGGUGGCUCUUAAGACAAAAUUUUGAAGGUGGCAUUUGGUAAUUCACUUUCCAAAUAAGAUGACAAGAGCCAGCAGUAUCAUCUGUUGGAACUGUGAAAUGGCCACCUCAACAAUUUCAAAGGGACUUGCAUUUUUUGUCAUAGUGGAGAAUUCAGGAAUGUGUGCCCACUGCGACCAACAACUUUAGUGCUAUCGUGGUUGAUGGUAGCACAAUUAACCUUGGACUAUGGGACACUGCUGGACAGGAGGAUUAUAACAGAUGUUUUCUUGUUGGCCUUUUCUCUCAUCAGCAAAGCCAGCUAUGAAAAUAUCCCCAACAAGAUGUACAGGAAGACAAGCAGUAUUUGAUUGAUCAUGCUGGCGCUACAUCAAUGAUCUUGCAGUUGGCUGCUGUAUGGAAAUCAGGAUUGUCAACCAAAAGAGCGAGGGAAAAUUCAUAUGCUAGUGUGGAUUGAGAUACAAAAUCAUAUUUACUGCAGAUUUUCUUCCAUGAAGACUCACAGCAGUUGCCUGAGUCAUUCCCAGAGACCUGAAUUUUCAUUUUGAUAUAUAUAUAUAUAUAUAUAUAUAUAUAUAUAUAUAUAUAUAUUUUGGUUAUCGUUUUCUAAGUUUUCGGGUAUGUAGUAUUCCCGAAUAUGUCGAAGAUAUCUUCUUAAAUUUGAGUUCAUAAUUCUUGCUUUGAAGAGGAGUCUAUACUUGAUAUACAUUUUGUGUAAUUCAAAUUUCACAAUGACAGAUUUUCUUGAAAGAUUUA
Corylus avellana is the source of this 6427-nucleotide messenger RNA. RefSeq names its product putative disease resistance protein RGA1. The record is from RefSeq and is a predicted model, not a curated record. Gene Ontology annotation, molecular function: ADP binding. NCBI's taxonomy places the organism in Eukaryota, Viridiplantae, Streptophyta, Magnoliopsida, Fagales, Betulaceae.